Messenger RNA from Schistocerca nitens (vagrant locust), 1299 nucleotides. Its product is annotated as UDP-glucosyltransferase 2-like. The coding region runs from base 1 to 1299 and encodes 432 amino acids. Gene Ontology annotation, molecular function: UDP-glycosyltransferase activity. The transcript has 5 exons. Lineage: Eukaryota; Metazoa; Arthropoda; Insecta; Orthoptera; Acrididae. The record is from RefSeq and is a predicted model, not a curated record.
AUGUCGCUGGCUCCAUUCAACCCCGCCUUACUGUGCCUGGCGCUGGUCCUGCUACUGUGCCCUGCGGGCGCGCCGGUGGAGGGCGCGCGCAUGUUAGUGGCGUUGCCGCUACGUGCAGUCAGCCACUUCUGGCUGCUGCAGCCGCUGUUGCGCGCGCUGGCCGCCAGGGGUCACCAGCUCACCGUCAUCUCACAUUUCCCACAGCAGUCGCCACUGCCCAACUACACCGACGUCAGCCUCAAUCGCGGCGACUACCAAGGCCAAGUUCCACCGCCUUACCUGCCGGUGCAGGAGUCCCCCCUGGUGUCCGGGGUGCGGGACUGGACUAACCUGUGCUCCCUGACGGCCGACUACGCCUCCCCCGCGGUGCGCCGGCUGCUCGCCUCGGCCGCCCAGUUCGACCUGCUGCUGGUCGAGGUCUUCUCCGGGGACUGCAUGGCCGGCCUCGGCCGCCGCUUCCGCGCCCCGCUGGUCGCCACGCCUCCUGCGUCGCCCCGCCAUGGGCCCGCGACAGGCACCCCUGACCAUCCAGCCUACGUGGAGAACUUCUUCCUGCCGCUGGUGGCACCACUGGGUUUCUGGGAGAGGACGGCCAACACGGCGUUCUACCUGCUGGCGAGACUGUCCAACUGGUGGCUGUCGGAGCGGGUGAUCGACGCCGUGGAGCGGGCUGCGCUGGGCAGCGGGGCGCCGCCCACCAGCCAGCUGGUCCACAGCACCAGCCUGCUGCUGCUCAACAGCCACUCCAGCGUCAACCAGCCCGUGACGCUCUCGCCUGGCGUGGUCGAGGUUGGGGGUCUCCACAUACAAGAGGCUAAGCCCCUGCCAAAGGAGCUGCAGCAGUUCUUCGACUCGAGCGAUCGCGGCGUGGUGUACUUCAGCAUGGGCACGCUGCUGCGCGUGGACAGCCUGCCCGGGGAGCAGCUGCGCGGAAUACUGCGGGCGUUCGCGUCGCUGCCGCAGCAGGUGCUCUGGAGGGCCGACCACGCGCUGCUGCCGCCGCUGCCGCCCAACGUGCGCACUUCCGACUGGCUGCCGCAGACCGACGUCCUCCACCACCCCAAGACGGUGGCGUUCAUCACGCACGGCGGGCAUCUGGGCCUGCAGGAGGCGGCACAACGCCGCCGCCGUGAGCCGCCGCGGCGUCGCCCUCACCCUGACCGUGGGCCAGCUGACGGAGCACAGCCUGCGCGACGCUCUGGACAGCCUCAUCAACGACACCAGGUGAGCACGCGUGACGGGCUGCAGGUUUCUACCAAACCCGACCACGUGACACGUGACAGGGCACAAUGUGCGUGA